CCAAGGCGGCUGCUCGUGACCUGCCAGGGCGUAGGGAACGGAAAGUGGGAAGUGGCAAGUCGAAUUCAGUUCGCCAUGGGGUUGUUUGGAAAAACCCAGGAGAAGCCGCCGAAAGAGCUGAUAUCCAAAGGGAAGAGGAGAAAGUAAAACGAUCUGUAAAAGAUGCUGCCAAGAAGGGCCAGAAGGAUGUCUGUGUGGUUCUGGCCAAGGAGAUGAUCAGGUCAAGAAAGGCUGUGAGCAAGCUCUACGCAUCCCGAGCCCACAUGAACUCCGCGCUCAUGGGGAUGAAGAACCAGCUUGCGGUCCUGCGAGUGGCUGGCUCCCUGCAGAAGAGCACAGAAGUGAUGAAAGCCAUGCAGAGUCUCGUGAAGAUCCCAGAAAUCCAGGCCACCAUGCGGGAGCUGUCCAAAGAGAUGAUGAAGGCUGGGGUCAUAGAAGAGAUGUUAGAGGACACAUUUGAAAGCAUGGACAAUCAGGAAGAAAUGGAAGAAGAGGCCGAAAUGGAGAUUGACAAGAUUCUGUUUGAAAUUACAGCAGAGACCUUGGGCAAAGCACCCAGUAAAGUGACUGACGCCCUUCCAGAUCCUGAACCUCCAGGAGCAAUGGCUGCCUCAGAAGAUGAGGAGGGGGAUGAAGCCCUGGAUGCCAUGCAGACCCGGCUGGCCACCCUCCGCAGCUAAGGGUGCCCAGCUGUCCCGCUGUGUUCUCAUACACUCCUUAGAAGAAGCUGCCAUUUUCUGUAUCUCUUGCACUACACCUCUGUCAUGAGGCUCUGCAUUUUGGGGAAGGUUUUCUGCUCAUCUCUUCAUUCUCUGCAGAG
Chrysochloris asiatica (Cape golden mole) is the source of this 820-nucleotide messenger RNA. RefSeq names its product charged multivesicular body protein 3-like. Lineage: Eukaryota; Metazoa; Chordata; Mammalia; Afrosoricida; Chrysochloridae. Bases 213 to 680 code for a protein of 155 amino acids. Gene Ontology annotation, cellular component: ESCRT III complex; multivesicular body. Gene Ontology annotation, biological process: protein transport; endosome transport via multivesicular body sorting pathway; late endosome to vacuole transport. The transcript is spliced from 2 exons. The record is from RefSeq and is a predicted model, not a curated record.